Molecule: messenger RNA, 3522 nt
Organism: Globicephala melas (long-finned pilot whale)
Lineage: Eukaryota; Metazoa; Chordata; Mammalia; Artiodactyla; Delphinidae
Gene: ZBTB34
Product: zinc finger and BTB domain containing 34
Biological process (GO): regulation of transcription by RNA polymerase II
Molecular function (GO): RNA polymerase II cis-regulatory region sequence-specific DNA binding; DNA-binding transcription factor activity, RNA polymerase II-specific; protein binding
Source: RefSeq, a predicted model, not a curated record
CGGGCCUGGCGCCGGCGGCGGCGGAGGGGGCGCCGCGGGCGGGCGAUGUGAGCGCGGCGCUCUCCGCAGCAAAUAAAAGUGCUCAGUGGACAUACAUAUCCUGAUAAGCUAUUAUUACGCUUCAUGUCAGUAGAAAUGGACAGCAGCAGUUUUAUUCAGUUUGAUGUGCCCGAGUACAGCAGCACCGUUCUGAGCCAGCUAAACGAGCUCCGCCUGCAAGGGAAACUAUGUGACAUCAUCGUCCACAUUCAGGGUCAGCCGUUCCGAGCCCACAAAGCAGUCCUUGCGGCCAGCUCCCCCUACUUCCGGGACCAUUCAGCAUUAAGUACCAUGAGUGGCUUGUCAAUAUCAGUGAUUAAAAAUCCCAAUGUGUUUGAACAGUUGCUUUCAUUUUGUUACACUGGAAGAAUGUCCUUGCAGCUGAAGGAUGUUGUCAGUUUUCUGACUGCAGCUAGCUUUCUUCAGAUGCAGUGUGUCAUUGACAAGUGCACGCAGAUCCUAGAGAGCAUCCAUUCAAAAAUCAGUGUUGGAGAUGUGGACUCUGUGACCGUCGGUGCGGAAGAGACUCCAGAGAGUCGUAAUGGAGUUAAAGACAGCAGCUACUUUGCCAACCCGGUGGAGAUCUCCCCUCCAUACUGCUCUCAGGUACGGCAGCCUACCACAAGCAGUGAUCUUCGGAUGGAGACGACACCCAGCAAAGCCUUGCGCAGCCGUGUACAGGAGGAAGGGCACUCGGACCGAGGGAGCAGUGGGAGCGUCUCUGAGUACGAGAUUCAGAUCGAGGGGGACCAUGAGCAAGGGGACCUGCUGGGGAGGGAGAGCCAGAUCACUGAAGUGAAAGUGAAGAUGGAAAAGUCUGACCGUCCCAGCUGUUCCGACAGCUCCUCCCUGGGAGACGAUGGCUACCACACCGAGAUGGUUGAUGGGGAACAAGUUGUGGCCGUGAAUGUGGGCUCCUAUGGUUCUGUGCUCCAGCACGCCUACUCUUACUCCCAGGCAGCUUCACAGCCAGCCGGCGUAGCUGAAGCUUUUGGAAGUUUGAGUAAUUCCAGCCCAUCCAGAUCCAUGCUGAGCUGUUUCCGAGGAGGUCGUGCCCGCCAGAAGCGGGCUCUGUCUGUCCAUCUGCACAGUGAUCUGCAGGGCUUGGUGCAGGGUUCCGACAGUGAAGCUAUGAUGAAUAACCCCGGGUUUGAGAGCAGCCCCCGGGAGAGGAGUGCAAGAGGUCACUGGUACCCGUACAAUGAGAGGUUGAUCUGUAUUUACUGUGGAAAGUCCUUCAACCAGAAGGGAAGCCUUGACAGGCACAUGCGACUCCAUAUGGGAAUCACCCCCUUUGUGUGCAAGUUCUGCGGGAAGAAGUACACGCGGAAGGACCAGCUGGAGUACCACAUCCGGGGCCAUACCGACGAUAAACCAUUCCGCUGUGAGAUCUGCGGGAAGUGCUUUCCAUUCCAAGGUACCCUCAACCAGCACCUGCGGAAAAACCACCCUGGCAUAGCUGAAGUCAGGAGUCGCAUCGAGUCCCCUGAGAGAACAGAUGUGUAUGUGGAACAGAAACUAGAAAAUGAUGCGUCGGCCUCAGAGAUGGCCCUAGAUUCCCGGAUGGAAAUUCACACGGUGUCUGAUGCUCCUGAUUAAGAUGGUAAAGAAGUGCACCCCACAAAGCACAUUAAUCAACGCCUGUUUGUGAUUUGCUUUGUUGUAACCUUUGGUUUUCCCAACCAUCUGGAAAUCUCUUGGUCUCUUGGCAGUUUUUCUAAGGUUUCUGGAAGGAACACUUCAUUGUGUUUAUCCUUUCCCCCGCCCUCCCUCCCUCAAGGAGCUCAAAGCAUGAAGGGCAGCGUAUCCAGGGAAAACACAGGCUGACAGUAUUCCUCUUUGGCUGAACUCUUCAUCCAAAACCUGCCAGUGAUUUAGCUAUGCCAACUGGUUGACCCUACAUUCUCUGCCAAGAGGCAUACUCUCCCAUUGUGUGCACUGGCACCAGUGCAUUUCCAUGGAGGGAGACUGGGAUGCCGUCAGCUGAUACAAAUGGGUAACCUUUUCUAAUUUAAAAUUACUUUUAGGGGGUAGUUAGACAAUUUUUAUAUAUAUAUAUAUAAUAAAGCAAUUAUUAUAUAUAUAGUAUAUAUACAUUCUCAAAUUUGAUUUUAUUCUGGUUGAGGUGAAUGUAAGAGGAAUAUAUAAUUUAAUACAAUGUGAACAGGGCUUUUGACUCUGUCUCGCCCCUACCUAAUAUGUUAGGGUUUUGCCCCUUUAUUUCCCUUAUAAAAGAAUGUUAAUAGGUUUUCAAAUAUAUUAAUCAUUGUGUCCAAAAGCAAGCAAAGCAAAUCACAGUGUUCAUAGCUCUGCUUCAUAACAAAUACAUAAACCAAAUGCCAUAAAAUGUAUUCAACUCUAGUUGGAAACCAUUUGGAAUUUUUGUUAGUUGUCCAGUAGGUAAGCUGGAUGACCCGUGGUGCUGACCUUUUUACAUACAGUAGUGUUAUAUUAGUCAACCCCAAAGGAGCAGUGGUUUUCAAUGUUUUUACUGGCCUAUGAAUCUACCUUCAUUCCGUACUGUAGAAACAUACCAGGUAACUAAAUCGAAUCACUCUCUACCGUGAGUUAGUACUCGCACUAAAGGAAAGGGAUUUGUAGUUCUGUCUACAAAAUUCUCCAAGCAGUGUUGUGGUUUUUUUUCUUCUUUCUCUUUUCAAACAGCCAGUUCAGGUGCACAGCAACUUUUUCUACAUGCAGUUCCCAGGGAAACUGCAGAACUUGGAAUUUGUACUUUUUGUAAAGAUAUACUCUAUGGGAAUUGCAAGCAAUAUAUCUAUCUUAGUAUUGUGUGAGCUGAUGAGAGCCUCCGUGGCUCCCCCGCUCUCUCAGUGUUUCCUGCUUGAAGAAACCAACAGUUAAAAAGCCCUCUAAGAUACUCUGUGUGUCACCAAAUCUCUGUGUGUCACCAUUUUUUUGGUCACGUGGUGCUAUUUUUAUGUUAUGUAUCUUUUAGGUCAGUAUAGUUGUAGAAAAUGUGAAAUCUAAUGGUAAAAGUGAAUUAUAAUUUUUUUCCUCUCUUGAGUUUAUAGCUUGAAAAAAGACCUCAAAAGCAUGUGCUGGCAAACACAUUACUGUAUAAAAACAUACCCGAGUCCUAUUUGGAUAAUGUUUUAUUAGUACUUGAGGAAGUGUCUUCAGUUUUAUAUUUUGUUCACCCAUGUGCUCCUAGUAUACAAAACGGGCUUUAUGAGAUUGCCCUGGUACUGUGUACUCCGGCAGAGAGUAAUGUUGUAAGCAGUUUGGUGGUGAGUUUGUGCUGCAGGCUGUCGGUAAGAUGUCAGCACUCCAGGCUCUCUGCUUGAGAACCUUGGCCCUGAAACUCACAACUAGUGUGUCUCCACGGGAGAAGAGCACAGACCACCUAAGAGAAAAACAAAAGCGAAAUUCGGACCAACCUCAGAGGCUAGGAGUUAAAGGAAUACAAAAGUAGAUGUUUGCUGGUUUUCCGUGCUUUUUUGGCUCUUAAAAUACCAAGAAUGG